Messenger RNA from Aspergillus costaricaensis CBS 115574, 1616 nucleotides. RefSeq lists its product as uncharacterized. Lineage: Eukaryota; Fungi; Ascomycota; Eurotiomycetes; Eurotiales; Aspergillaceae. The transcript has a single exon. The coding region runs from base 82 to 1485 and encodes 467 amino acids. The record is from RefSeq and is a predicted model, not a curated record.
UCCACUUACACCAAUCAGCGAAAGCGGCAUUAUCUCCUCUUCUUUAACUAUCACUGCCUUUUCGUCAACCCAGGGAAAGUGAUGGCCAGAAACAAAAAUAUACCGCAGGUCACGCGACAGCAAUGGACUGCUCAGAUGUAUCUAGACCAUGCAUACCAGCCUGCAGCUCUGCUAGUCUACAAAGAAACCCCACCGGAACCUGAGGCGAUACAACCAGCCUUCGCAAUUCAGGUCUAUACGACUGUUGCCCUCAAUCAAGAUAAUGUCCUCAUCGCCAUAUGCCAAUACUUGUCCCGUGAAGUCUUCACCUCACCCUGGCCGUCGUUCGAAAUCUAUUGCACCCCACGAACUGACGUAUUCGCCUGCGUGGAGCAUCAGCGGCGUGAGAUAUUCCAUCGCAAGGGCAUCUCACCAUCUCGAGAUGAUGGUCUCCUCCCCGGAAUUGCCAAAGUCGUCCUCAGCAGAGAAGAUCAGCAGUUCCAGGGAGUCAUAUUAGUCAUUACCUCCUACAGCUUCCGCGACUACCCGCAUUACCCCGACCAUGAAGCCGAAACUGGACCUUUGUACGUCAACUUCGACCGCUGUUUCCCGUACCAGGCUCGCGUCGACCUGCCUUCUCCGAAGCAUGACGACGAAGACGAGGGAUGGGAGGAGGAAAUCUGGCCGGAACGGGAGGAGCUUGUGGUCCGCAAGUGCCGGAACAUCUACCACGUCCGUCGAGAGUUGGCCUCCCUUCACUUCCGAAGUCAGCGUCAUGAUGUGUUUGAGGAUUACGUGUAUGAUUAUGGCCUGGAUGAGGAUGAGGGCGAUCCUAACAGGCUGGUUCAACCGCCUACGCCGGAGAUUGUAGAGGAGUGGCAGCGCAGAGCCGACUCACUGCCCGAGGAGAUUGCUGUUGUCCAGCCAUCUCCCGACAAUGGCGUUGUUGUCAUGACUUCGGGCGCUAUAACUACCUCGGAGCCAGAACUCAGAUAUAUCAUAUACGUGACCUUCGCUCACAGAAACGAAAAUCACCUGACAUUACAGACGAUCGGUCGCGCUUUUACUACCGCGAUCUUGGAAAAUGUCCCUGGACAGAAGACAGUACACUUUGAAUUUCAUUCGUCUCCAAAUCUGUCAUUGGGCGCGGCUCUAUCGUCUCAUCGAGAGUUGAUGAAAUCGCGACCAGAUGUGGGAGUGGCCGUGGCCCAGCCAACUUCAGGGCAAAGGGCCCGCAAGUUCCCACAAAAGGGGUACAAUCGCGGCCACCCAAGUGACAGGGAACCUUACCAAACUUUUUUUGUGAUCCUUGACCGCCCAGACUUCCUCACCGGGCCAGGGGUGUUGUUUUUCUUGACCGAUGGAGAUGAGAUUACCGAUGAGGCGAUGCAAAACGUCUACAACUUAUAUGGAGAACGUAACCAACCAAGAGAUUAUGCGAUGUUUCGGGUUUGGCGCAGUGUGGGAAUCCAAGAGGUGGCGCGGAGACUCGCAAUAGUCCAUUGAUAUUGGUGCGAUGAGCUGCCCUGUAGUCACAGUUCACCAUAUUUUGGUCCCCCUUGAUCCUGAAUUUUGAGCCGGGAUUUCCGAUUAGUUUCGCACUUGGUGCCACGUCUGACAGGAAAAACAAGUAAUAG